AUGAGGCGUAGCGGCAGCAGCAGCAGCGGGGCUGCCCGUAGCCAAUUCAGACCGCCCUCGUUCCUGCGAAGGACGGAUGACGCUCGUGGCGAUCACGCUGAGAGCAGUCGUGGAGCAUCAUCUGGGUCUGCAUCUGUAGAAGGCUCCGUCCAAAGGCUGUCGUCGGCUGGCGGCAGGUCGAACCCAUUUCAGCGAGGUCCAGCUGGCAUACCACCGCCUCAUCCCUCGGCCGGCCGACGAGUUGAGUCAGCUAAGCCGGCCGGCGGCAGCGACGAUGUUGAAGGCGAUGUCUUCAGCCACAGCAUCGACUCGGCCGCGCCUGAAGAGCGCCGUAAGGAUCCUGCUUACGAGCCACGCCAGUCCACAGCCUCUGCCUCGACGUCAGAUGGACCCAGCUCUCCCUCAAAGCCUGGCCUCGUUGAGUAUUGGAUGUGCAUGUGGCGCAAGCCUCAGGGUCGCAAACACAAGACGUGGGACGGAGACGCUGUUCUCAUAGUCGACCGUCAGAGAGGCACAUGCAAGCUUAAGUGCCAAGAGAGUGGCAGAGACCUCGCCUUCAGCUCGACUCUAGCUGGCAAAGUAUUUGAGAGCGGCGCAGAGAUGUCGCUGGGCGGCAAAGAGAUCGAGGUUGACCACGAGAUCUCACAGCGAGAAUAUCUGUCUGGCAUCCCCGACUCGUACCAAUGGCCAGCCUCCACCAAGUCUCUCACCAAGCAGGCCAACUCGCGCGCCUCGCCCGUAUCGUCCAACGUUUCACCUCCUUCACGACUGAUGGCGCCAGCUCCAGCUGCAUCCUUCUACUCCAAGCCGCUACCCAAGCCCAAAUUCAAGGACCCUUCGCAUCGAGGUCUGUCUCCUGAAGUCGUGAAAGCGCUUGAGCGUCAGAGAGACGACGGCGAGGCAGCUGUGGCCCUCAAGUCUUCGAUCAAGAGCAACCACGGCGAGACAUCAGGCUCUGCCCUAACUACAUCGCGCUCCAAAGCAUCGUCUCGAUCAAUCAACGAUCGUGCUGUCCCGUCACCUCCUCCGCAGCCUCGCCCGAACGGCCUCUACCACCGCAUGGACGCCCCCGAACCAAGAUACGAUCCUCUCGCGCCCAAUGCCAUCGUCAUGGAUCGGCCUACGGCUGACCACCAGGCGCGUUUCAACAAGCGCGGAGACCCUAUCGUUGAUGUCGUAAUCAACCCUUUCCUAGCUCAGUCUCUGCGUCCGCACCAAAUUGAAGGCGUCAAGUUCCUGUACAAUCGUCUCAUGGGCUUGGUCAACGAUGAGGCAAGUCGUGGAGCCAUCCUGGCAGAUGAAAUGGGUCUGGGCAAAACACUUCAGACGAUCACGCUCGUCGAGACGCUUCUGCGUCAGAGUCCCUACUACUCCUCAUCGAAACCACGCGUCAUCGACAAGGCCUUGAUAGUAUGCCCGCUCUCCCUAGUCAAGAAUUGGCAGCGAGAGUUUCGCAAGUGGCUCGGCACCAACGGUUCUUCAAACAUCGGUGUCGUGGCCGUUGAUGGUAACAAGGGCAAGGAGGUUACGCAACGCUUCGUGACCUCCAAGCGCGACUCUGUCCUCCUCAUCGGCUACGAGAAGCUGCGAAGCUGCAUUGACAUCCUUGCAAGCGCACAGCCGCCCAUUGGCCUCAUUGUGUGCGACGAGGGACAUCGCCUCAAGUCCAAAGACGCGAAGACGACCAAGAUGUUUGAUCAGAUGUCCACUGAUCGGCGCUUGAUCCUCACGGGCACGCCGAUCCAGAACGAUCUCUCUGAGCUCUACGCCAUGAUUGACUUCGUGUGUCCAGCCCUCUUGGGCGAGUAUAGCACCUUCAAGAGCAUCUUCGAAGAUCCUAUCCUCAAAAGCCGCAUGCAAUACUGUUCCAAGGAGGACCGUGAUCUGGGCCAGACCAGAAGCAAAGUCCUCGGCGAGAUCACGCGCAUCGUCGUCCUACGCCGCACCGCCGACAUCCUCGACGGUUAUCUCAAACCAAAGACGGAGGCCAUUGUCUUCUGCAGUCCAACUCAGGUGCAGAUCGAACUCUAUCGCCACGUCCUUCGCUCGACCGAGGUUCGGGCAGUGACCAGUGGCUCAGGCGGCGGUGCUGCUCUGCCUCUGAUCCUUCUUCUGCGCCAAGUCUGCGACACACCCGAGUUGUUGCUCAAGGUCGUUGAGGGCAAAAGCACAGGCAAGACGUCGCUGGCUCAUGAGGUAUUGCAAGACUCGCUGGACUUGUUCCCCACGAAGCGUGUCACCGGCGACGUCAAUCUGAGCGGCAAGCUCAUUGCUCUCUCCAAGAUGCUCAAGAUGAUCAAGGACGAGACGGACGACAAGGUGGUGCUCGUCUCAACCUUCUCUUCGACGCUGGACAUUCUCGAAGCCUUUUGCAAGCGAUCGAAGUAUCCCUUCGAGCGGCUCGAUGGCCAGACAAAGCAAGACGACCGUAUUGCAAAUGUCAACAGCUUCAAUCGAACGUCGCGCUCCCAGUCGUUUAUCUUCUUGCUCAGCACCAAGGCUGGCGGCGCAGGUAUCAAUCUCAUCGGCGCGAACCGUCUCUUCCUCAUGGAGCCCGAGUGGAAUCCAGCCCUCGAUCACCAAGCAAUGGCGCGCAUCCAUCGCGACGGGCAGAAGAAACAUUGUUACAUCUAUCGGAUGAUGAUGGCCGGCAGCAUGGACGAGAAGAUCUUCCAACGACAGAUCCAGAAGCUAGGCAUCAGCGAUGCGCUCAUGGGCGCAGGUGCGGACGCAGACGAAAGCGACGGCGACGGCGACGGCAACGAUGGCGGCAAGAAGCGUAAGCGCUCGUCACACGCAGGCACGUCAUCCACCAGCGGCAGCAAGAAGUCCGGCGGCGACUCGUUCACGCCCGAAGAGCUGAAGGACAUUUUCACACUGCACGAGAACACGCCCUGCCUAUGCCACGACCAGCUUCUCUGCUCGUGUGGUGGGCGAGGAGAGCUCCUUAGCAGCCAAGCUCAGGCGCUCCUCAACAGCUCGCAGGGUGACACGGAUGACUUCGAUCCUACGACUCGCGGCUUCGUCCCAGCUUCGCAGCACACGGCGCAGAGCGAGAUCCAGCAUGCUAGAGAGGCGAGAGCGCGAUUGGCCGGUUUGGCUGACUGGAGGCACAUUGAGACAAUCAGCGGCAAGAGAGACCAGAGCCCCGGUGCGGAUGACGGGGAUGACUCCGAGAACGAGGAUGGGCUCGCAGCAUCGGUCAAAGCACUCGCCGACGAUGCGGUGCUCAGUGAAGUCGUACGCCGUCAAAAGGAUGUAGCUAAGAAGAUCAAGAUCAAGACGCGCCUUUUAAAGGAGCAAGCAGAGCAAGCCAAAGCCGCAGCACAAAUCGGCGAGCUCGAAGAGCCUGAAGACAAAGGUGGCAAGUCCCUUUCCCUUCUCGAGGAGAUGGACCUCGACGCUCUCGAAGCCAGUGCAGCAAAGAAGAGGACUGACCAACAGAAAGCCAGAGCUGAAGCUGCGGCAGCAAAGGCGGCAGCCGUACUUAUUGAGACGGGCAGCGGCGGGUGGAGAAUCACGGACGAGGAGCCUGGCAAUAUUGUCUACGUGCUCACACGCCAGUCGGGUGGGGAGAAGAGAAAGAAGAAUAGAAGUUCGGCUGACGUCGAUGCGGAGGAGCCUGAUCAAGACCAAGUCGCCACCAGCAGCAAAAGCAAGCUCUUCCUCGAAGCUGAUGAUGACUCUGACAGUGAUGGAGAUGAUGACUCUGAGGAGGAUGCAGCGAUCGUCUCAAUGCAGAAGCGACAACGCCGUCAGCAAGCAGAGAAGAGUGGGCGUCGUACCGUGAAGCUCGGUAUUCUUGACGAGGAUGAUGAGGAAGUGGAGGAGAUAGACGACUCCGGCGAAAAACCCAUCAUUGCAGGCAGCUCGGGUCGCCCCGCGGGCUCAAGCUCCUCGUCUGGCGUUCAGAUCAAGCAGGAGCCAGGAGUCAAAGCAGCAACCGCUCCAAGUCAGUGGAUAGACUAUGAGAUGAGAGGGGAAGAGGGCGAGGACGAAGUAGACGAAGAGGAGAAGAGAAAUGACGAUGCUGCCGAUUCAUCGUGCUCGUGGUCAGCAUCGCCUCCGCCAAGCAAGGAAGAGGUGGAGGAGGCCGACAGCGAUGAAUGA
Messenger RNA from Jaminaea rosea, 4110 nucleotides. RefSeq lists its product as hypothetical. Gene Ontology annotation, biological process: reciprocal meiotic recombination; double-strand break repair via homologous recombination. The record is from RefSeq and is a predicted model, not a curated record. The transcript is spliced from 3 exons. NCBI's taxonomy places the organism in Eukaryota, Fungi, Basidiomycota, Exobasidiomycetes, Microstromatales. Gene Ontology annotation, molecular function: DNA translocase activity; ATP-dependent chromatin remodeler activity; ATP binding. The coding region runs from base 1 to 4110 and encodes 1369 amino acids. Gene Ontology annotation, cellular component: nucleus.